Messenger RNA from Drosophila serrata, 780 nucleotides. RefSeq lists its product as uncharacterized. The record is from RefSeq and is a predicted model, not a curated record. NCBI's taxonomy places the organism in Eukaryota, Metazoa, Arthropoda, Insecta, Diptera, Drosophilidae.
AUGGGUUGUUGUGCCAGCAGUUUGAAAUUGAAGGAGCUGUCCCUGGGCAGCAGCAUCUAUGUGGCAGCCACUGGCAGUCGCUCCCUAAAGCGGCUCUACAGCAGCCGGAAUAGCAGUGGCCUGGGCAGCACCUCGGGCUCGGGCUCUGGCUCUGGCUCCGGCUCUGGUUCGAGUAGCCGCAGCAUCUGGAGCCGCAGCAAGACCAGCCAGCCCAUUUGUGAUGACUUUGCCGAGCAGCCGGAACAGUUGGAGCGCUCCUGCGGCUAUUACACCUGCAGCAGUGCCGACUCCUCGCCCAGGAAGAAUCCCAUGCGGACACAGGAUAUGGGCAGAAGCGCCAGCUCUUGCUCCAACAACAGCUCAUCCUCCUGCAGCGACAGCUCACCCUCCUUGGUGGGCAACCUGGAGUGGGAGAUGUACAUGAUGCAGCGGGCACAGCGCAUAAUGCCCAAAACUUCAUCACCGAUUAGCCAGAGGAAAGGAGCUGGCCUGUUGCCCAGCUCGUCGUACCACAAGUGGCGAAACUAUCUGCAGUCCACACCCGCUCACAUGCUGCACAAUGUGACCCACAUCCCAGAGGCGAUAGCUGGUCACUUUUGUCCCACUGGCUUUCCCGGCUUCAGUGAUCUCGAGGAGAUGGAAAGCGCGGCCAAGCGUUUCAAGGUGGACAUUCAGUCGCAAAUGGCAAUGGAAAUGCAACAGGAGGAAGAGGAGGAGCCGAUGUACACCACCUCGCAGCUGCUGGCGGGGCAUACGCACACCAUUACCACAGACCUGUAG